Pseudogymnoascus destructans is the source of this 1163-nucleotide messenger RNA. RefSeq names its product DNA replication protein psf2 (gene PSF2). Bases 357 to 1163 code for a protein of 268 amino acids. Gene Ontology annotation, cellular component: GINS complex; nucleus. NCBI's taxonomy places the organism in Eukaryota, Fungi, Ascomycota, Leotiomycetes, Thelebolales, Thelebolaceae. The transcript is spliced from 2 exons. The record is from RefSeq and is a predicted model, not a curated record. Gene Ontology annotation, biological process: DNA replication; double-strand break repair via break-induced replication.
CGGAAUAUCUCUCUAAUUUGACAUUGUAUCCAAAAUCCGAAGAGGCCAUUUUCUUCACCUCGUAAAUCAGCCCUAUACACAAUGUCGACCAACCCAUUCCAGUCACAAUUUAUAAUACAUUAAUUGAGUUUGGAAUUUUUGACUUUUGACACAUUUACUAGGAAGCUGGCCUCUAUCAGGGCCUGUUUUGCAUUUUCGACUUUUUUCCUACUUUUUUGCCGGGUAGCUCACUUGGGGUCGUGCCCCAUUUUCGCUUUUUUUGGCCCUAUGUGCCUCGCAACUUCAAUAUCACAACGCGACAUCCCUCACCUCACAACCUAAACUAUACCCACCACCAUACCGCCAAACACGCCUUUAUGAUACCACGAUACACAUACCAAACCUACGCCGCCCACCAUCAUCCACCCACGACCAAUCCACACCCACAAGCCGCGCCGAGCCCUCCUCACCAUCAUCCCCAAGCGCGCUUGAACGCGCCCCGCGACUCCACGACUCUUCGCCAUACUUCUCACCGUACGCGCACACACCAUACCAUGGCGCUCCCCCUCCCCGUGGGGUUGACACCAGCAGAAAUGGCUUUCCUGUGUGAAAACGAACCUAUAACCGUUAUUCCGCGGCAGAGAAUGAGAUCGAUUGAGUUACUCUCGGGCCCGACACCACAACUCAAUCCCCCCCGCCCUACAACCCUGCCGCUGUGGCUCGCACUCCUACUCCACCGACAAAACCGCGCGACGUUAGUGCCCCCGCCCUGGCUAACAGCCGCAGGCCUAGAGACGAUACUAGCAGCCGAGCUCGCCAGCUCGGAGUUCUGCGACAUGCUCCCCUUCCACUGGGUUGAGAUCGCGCAGGCGCUUGUUAGUGGAGGUUGUCUUGGCGGGGAAGAGGCGGUGGUGGGACGGCUGGUGAGGGGGGUGAGGGAGGUGAGGGGGGGGAAGGUUAGGGGGUUUGUUGUCGCCGGCGAGGGGGAGGAUGUGGUUGGAAAGGUGGGGGUGAGGGGGGUGGGGAGUGUGGGUGCUUGGGAGGUUGGGGAGGUGAGGGGGGUUGUGAGGGGGGUGGUGUGGGGGUUGGCGAGGUUGGGUGGGGGGAGGGAGGCGGAGGGGAGGAGGGAGGAGGAGGAGGAUGAGGAGGAGGAGGGGGGGAUUGAGAUGGGUGAGGGGUUUUAG